GCUGUAAAAGGCUCAGUCGGGCUUUUUUUUUCUUAAUGACAUCACACCCAAAGAGUUUCCAACAUGGCGUCCAGCCGGCUGCUGGAGAGGGAGGUCUGUGCCACCGCAAACCUCGGCUUCUGCCUCCACAAAUACUCCCUGCUCAUCAUAAUUGGACGGACCGCUCGCCACGGACAGACGGAACACAUCAGCAGGGAGGUCGAAAGAGGGAUUCGCUCAUGGGACGUGGACCUGAAAUCCUGCAACCUGGACCUGUUUCUCCAAGAAUUCCUCUCCCAUCACACGGCAUCUUUUAAAGGUGCAGGACAGAAGUGUCUGCGCCACGGAACCCGAGUCUUGGACACUCAGGUCCUGAUCAAUCCCUCUCAGGAAGUAGCUCACUCAGAGGUGUUUGCGCUGCUGUCCAGGGAUUCGACUCAUAAGCUGCUGAUCUUGGCUGGGCUGAGUGUGGAGGAGAGUGGAGACCUGCUGUUUCAUAGAGGACUCUUUUCACCAGAUCAUCUGAGACAAAUAAUAACAGAGCAGUUUCUAGAUCACAAGAGCUCUGCAUCCUGUCCCCCCACCACCAAAACCAGUCUGACCCUCAGUUGUCCCAACACUGGACAGUGGAGAACGAUCCUCUUGAGGAACCCGCCCCUGCAGGGUCCUUUCACUCUCCAAAUCAACCCCCCAGAAGUGCUGCCAGCUAUGGAGUCUCUGGGGGAAUUUACUUCCCUCAUUUCUGGGACCAUUUCCCCUGCAUCUCCCUUUGACCUUCUGCCUCCUCCCACCACUGUGGGUUUCCUCAAGCUGUCCCGUCCUUGCUGCUACGUGUUCCCCGCCGGCCGUGGCGACUGCACCUUCUUCGCCGUCAAUGGGUUUACGGUGCUAGUGGACGGCGGCUCGGACUCUCAGGCCUGUUUCUGGAAGCUGGUUCGCCACCUCGACAGAAUCGAUGCAGUUUUGUUGACGCACAUCGGCCCAGAGAACCUUCCUGGGGUCGUCUCUUUCCUGGAGAGGAAGGUUGCUGAGAAGGAGCUGAGCUUGGAUGUCAAAGAUGACUCGUCUAAGAGGCUUAUCUCUCCAGAACUCGGAGUUGUAUUCUUUAAUGCUCCUGGCGCACUACAGGAGCAGCAACACUCUUGCGAGGACAAUGUACUGACGGGCAUGCAGCAGGCUGCUGUAAGCCUGCAGCUGUUGAAGAAGUUAGACAUCAGACCACAACCAAUGUUUCGCCCACAAGGAGUUCCCAUAAAACCUCUAACCCUGUUCCAGAAGAUGGGAGUGGGACAGCUGGACUUAUACAUCCUCAGCCCAGGAAAAGGCAGCCAGGAAUAUGAGACAUUCAUGCAGAACUGGCCUGAUAGGACUUCCUCGUCUUCAUUGUCUAAGUCCCAAAGUCUCCCUCUUACCGCCCUAGUCUCUGUUUCUGUCCUGCUUGUGUGGCAUCCAGCGUGUCCUCAAGAGAAGGUGGUCCGGGUGCUUUUACCGGGCAUAACUCCACAGGCGAAGCUCCUCCAGGGGCUGGAGAAGCUCAAAGGCUUGGACUUCCUCCAGAAACCCACAGUCACCACUGGAGACCUUGAAAAGAUUGAAGAAGACAGAAAGGCAAAGAGGACUGAUAGUUUGGAGAGUGGAAGAUCUCAAGGGAAGGAGAGAAUGCCCAAGCAAGGGAAAGAACGAGGAGUAAAGGAAGAGGGAAAGGAUGUACCGCUGAAGGAGAAAGGAAAGAUGUUAAGCGGAGUUGGUGGUAGAGAUACGGAUAAAGCCAAGAUCAAAGAGACGAGUUUAAAACACAAAGCAUCCUUUUCAGAAAAGAGUAGUUCAAAGAAAGGAGCAGGGAAGAGUGGAAAGAAAGAGGAGAACAACAUUAAAAAGCCUGAGCAGAUGAAAAGGGAUCCCUUAAAACCGAAGGGCGAAAAUAAAACAAAGACCAAGAAGGAUGUAAAACGUGAUUCCAAAACAGGAGAGAAGAAAACACAAAAACUAUCAGGGAAUGAAGCAAACAACAGUAAGAAAGGAUCUUCUAACACUGAACUAAAUACGAUGACGAAACAGAAAACUGGGGUUAGGUUGGAGAUCUCAGACUCAGGGUCUUCUGUUGCUGACGAACAGAAUCAAAAGACGGAGACAAAAGACCUCCGUGGCUCCAAGAUGUCUACCCCUGAGGAAAUGACCGAGGACUUUCUGAGGCUCCAAGAGGAAAAUGAACGGGAAGAGGUGCAGGUAGAAAGAGCCGAUGAAGAAAAACAGAAAAGCUGUGCGUUCAAAAGUGAGAAGAGCUUUGGAGCCUUAAGUGGAGACGGGUGUAAUAAAACAUCUGAAGGACCAGAGGGGGAGGCAGCGGGUUGUUCAGGAAUAUUUAAAGUAGAGGGUGACAAUGUGGUGCAACCUGGGACAAGUACAAAAGGAGAAGUAGAUUUGAAGAAAAAACUUCCAGAAGAGCUUGUUAAAGCUAACAAACCUGCAAUGGUGGUAGGAUUUCCCUCUCCUUUGAACAAGACGGCAAAGGCAGAGCGUACAGUCCAGCUGGACAUAACCCCGACGGAGUACACGCUUCUGGAUGGGGCUUUGAGAAACACCCCUCCCUCACAUUCAUCUCCAGAGAACCAAGCCCCUAACAGCCCUGAUGAGGAGACAGUGGAGCCAGUUUCUCCUGACUCGCGUCCCAACAGCGCAGGCCACACCCCUUAUUGCCUGUCCCCGGAUGAUGUUUGGUGCAACAGGGCUGCUCUGAGCCGGCUACAGGCCCAGAUGAGUAACCUUGAUGUGGCCGAUGGCUCUGAGCCAAGUGGCGCCAGACCAAGUGAGGGCCCGUCCUGUCAAACCAAAAGCACUCCAGAAAAAUGCUCAAUCUCCAAAGAGAAACAUCUAAGUUUCCUGUCUUUGGGUGCAUUUAAAGAGGGAUCUUCAGAGCCCUCUCCGUCUGUGACAACCACCACCACUCACUCACUACCAGCAGAGGUGAGCUCGCCUCAGUCCACUGAAGUAGAUGAGUCCCUGUCCAUGUCCUUUGAGCAAGGCCCAACCACAGCGAGCCAGAGAGAAGGAGAUGACAGCGUUUAUCACUCUCACUCCAAUGGUGGAUAUUUUGUGGGAAUGCCUUUACCAAUGAAACAGCCUCCCCGAUCUUUAGGUCAAAGUUCAGAGAUGGGCAGACCUUUUGCACCCAACUCGCUGCACUUUGAGGCAUUGGCUCAUGACGUGGAUCUGUGUUUGGUUUCUCCAUGUGAGUUUAAGCAUUUCAAACAGCCUGAUUCAAGCUCCGGCGCCAGCGACUCGUCCAGAGGAGCUCCAAAUUACCAUGGCAACAACAACAACUCCAAAGACAGGUCACCAAGUGAGUCAAAUGCCCCUGCUUGCACAGAGGACUGCCCGUCCACCACAGCAGACGGAGUUCUGGACUCGGACUCGGAUGAGUCGUGUAGCGACCCGUCCAACUCCCCGUGUGACCGCAGCGGCAGCCAACCUCUGCCCCCAGACCCUCUCCCAGCUCCUCUCAGGGACAGUCCGCCCCUUCCUCCCCAACCUGACACCUCGAUGCCCGUUCCUCAGUUUGACUCUGAAGCUCACCUGAAGAGAACAAAAACCACUGGAAACAAUGGCAAAAAAAUCUCGGCUAUUGUAGAUGGUCCCCAAAAAUCAAGCGCAGGGAAAAAUCGAAUGGGGAGCCAAAGUGGAGUAAUAAAAGGAAAUAUCUCCACAGCUCGUACUUCUUCCUCCAGCAGUAAACCGGCACCAGCAAAAACCUCACCCACUCCUGGCUCCAAGACGACAUCUGCUGGGGAGGUGGGUGUGUAUGUUGACCUGGCCUACAUUCCCUCUGGAGCCUCAUCUCCUACAGUCACUGUUGACUUCUUCAGGUGCAUUCGCUCCUCCUGCUACAUUGUCAGCGGCUACAGCCCAGAGCGGGAGGAGCUGAUGAAGCAAACUCUGGAUGCACUGCUGGAAGGCAAGACAUCCUGGCCGGAUCCAAUGCAGGUGACAGUGAUCCCCACUUUUGAGUCGAUGCUGAUGCAGGAGUGGUACCAGCAGACGCUGGGCAGGCAGCGGGAGCUCAGCAUCUCGGUCCUGGGAUCCAACAGCACGGUCGCCAUGCAGGAUGAGACCUUCCCUGCCUGCAAGAUUGAAUUCUGAAGAUGGGCUUGGGAGUUUGACACAGAGAGUUGUUGGACUUUUUUUCUGCAUGUAAAUGAUGUAGUGGAUGAUUGUGAAGUGUUUAACGCCACCUACUGGUAAACUACCAUGACUCGGGCUUCUUUUGUAGACAGUAGGAGAAUUGCAUGCUUUCACCGGUGACCCUGUACUGAACAGGAGAGGGGAUGACACUGAAUGCAAACAGAAGCAUGUCAGCCUACAAACAUGCUGCUGCAAACUACUCAGAAUAUCAUAGGUUGAGGAUGGUUUUCACUGAGGCGUUGUGGGAGUUUGUCUCCUCUGAUGCAAAAUGUAUUAAUGAAUAUGAAAAAGAAAUUCAAGUUUUGCACUUUAGUUUGAUUCCCAAACUUGACACGGCUAAAGAAAACUGAAUAAAACAAUUUACCUUUAACAAAUUCACAUCCACAGUGCGUACAGAUGUAAGCAGAUGUGAGAAAAGGCGUUGCUGUGUGUUGUAGCUGCUUUACAUGGUUUUGUGUCACUGUGGCCUUUAUGUUACGCUGGAAAAACUGACUUUGUGACUUCCUGUUAGCCACCAGCAAGUGAUAUAUCACUUAAUCAGAGGGGCAACAUUUAACAGCAUUACAGCAAUUGUGUUACUGGGAAUAGUCCUGCAAUUGUAAUCUGAUAAUAGUGCUUAUAGUCAUGCAAACCAGGAAUUAUGCUUUAAAUGCUUUACUAAAGAUCGAACAAAUUUUAGGUGUAAAUAUGCAAAAAUAAAUCACAAAAUGUGUAUUAGAAUUUUUGUUUUGCACCCCAGAUUUGUCAUUGUAAGCUUUACAAGCUGUAAAUCAUGAACAAACUGAUUGUUAUACGUGGCAGAGUAAUUCAGCUGAAAGUGAAAGAGGUGCUGAGAUCAAAAGGUCAACGGGAUACAUCAAACCUUAUCAUUCAGGUUUGUGAUUAGUCAUGUCUGCAUUUUUAUAGUAUUUAUGUUUUUUUUGUCUGAAUUAUUUAAGUUAAACGAAUUUAGUGGUCAGAUCAUUUGCUGGAUUGAACAUUCGAGCAUCCAAUUUACCCUUGUUUAUUAUGUUUGUCAUCCUCAUCCUCUGUUGAGUUUUAUCACAUCCAGAUGAUUUAUUUUUAUUUGGAUAUUCAUGAAAAUAUGUGAUUGUAAAAAGUAGUUGCCGUUUUAUCCAUAACUUUCCGUUUUUGACACCUAUGCACAUUUUUCCCAUUACUGAAGCAAAAAAAGUCAUAAAUAUAUUAUUUGCUCAGGUUCCUCUGAGGACACGUGCUGCUUCAAAAAUCUGAAAAAUCCCAAAAGCUUUUUGUACCGAUGCAAACCACAAUGUGUAUAAGUGAUAAAAACUGUUUAAAUUUAACCAAAAAAGUUUUUAUUUUAUUCUGAUCUCCAUUUGAACAGACAGUUGAGGGUUGAACUAAACAUCUGGGGUAAGAACUAUUUAAACAUCCAGUCUGUGAAACUCAUUUUUAAAACACUUCCUGUAAUUUUUUUAUUCAUGAUAUUCAUAAAGAAACAGAGAAAAACAUUGUGGGGAAAUGGGAACAGAGGUGGAUUAUUGAGAUGUUUUCACUUUCUAAUUUCUAAUAAAAAUAUCAAACUGUGAGUAAAAAGCAAACAAUCAAACAGGAGUAAUGCAAGAAUAAAAAAGAAUGUGUAUCACAAA
Nothobranchius furzeri (turquoise killifish) is the source of this 5768-nucleotide messenger RNA. RefSeq names its product microtubule-associated protein 1S. Gene Ontology annotation, biological process: regulation of microtubule depolymerization; axonogenesis; microtubule cytoskeleton organization. The record is from RefSeq and is a predicted model, not a curated record. Gene Ontology annotation, molecular function: actin binding; microtubule binding. NCBI's taxonomy places the organism in Eukaryota, Metazoa, Chordata, Actinopteri, Cyprinodontiformes, Nothobranchiidae. Gene Ontology annotation, cellular component: microtubule; dendrite; synapse.